AUGAAGUCCAAUUUUGCUGUUUUCUUAGUCCUCUCUCUUCUCCUGGUUGCUGAUUUGAGCUGUGCAAGAAAAGACCUGGGAGGGUAUUGGAAGGAGAUGAUGAAGGAGCAACCUAUGCCAGAAGCAAUCAAAGACCUUGUUGGAGAUUCACAAGUGUCAGAAGCAGGGAAGGAUCGUUUUAUCAGGGGCUUCAAUGUAAAGCCUAAUGUCAUAUUGUAUCACACCCAUGUUGUGUCCAUGAAGCAGAAGCAGAAGCAGAAGCAGAAGCUGAAGAAUUAA
This is a messenger RNA of Sphenostylis stenocarpa, 279 nucleotides long. The record is from the annotation of a GenBank genome assembly. Lineage: Eukaryota; Viridiplantae; Streptophyta; Magnoliopsida; Fabales; Fabaceae.